Molecule: messenger RNA, 1707 nt
Organism: Lathyrus oleraceus (garden pea)
Lineage: Eukaryota; Viridiplantae; Streptophyta; Magnoliopsida; Fabales; Fabaceae
Exons: 1
Coding region: 1-1707 (568 amino acids)
Biological process (GO): proteolysis
Molecular function (GO): aspartic-type endopeptidase activity
Source: RefSeq, a predicted model, not a curated record
AUGCUUGAAACCCAGUUAUAUCAAGUGGCACAACAACAAGCUACUCAAACUACACCAGGAGGACAAUUUCCUGGACAACCUCAACCUAACCCCAAGGGGCAUGCUAAAGCAAUUGCCCUACAAAGUGGAACUACUUACGAUGAACCCGUAAACCCUAGGUUGAAUAAACGAGAACCCCCCAAGAAAAAUGUUGUGACCACACCCAAGAAACAAGUAGAGGAACUAGUAGAACCUGAGAAACAAAAAGAGGAAGAAGUUAAAGAUAAGGAAGGAGAGAAAGAUACUAAAGUUUACGUACCACCCCCUCCUUACAAACCACCAAUCCCAUUUCCGCAAAGACUUAAGCAAACCAAAUUAGGCAACCAAUAUAAAAAGUUUGUAAAAGUGAUUGAGAAACUCAAUGUCGAGAUUCCAUUCACCAAAGCCAUCACCCAAAUACCAUCUUACGCCAAGUUCCUUAAGAACAUCCUAACCAACAAACGAAGACUUGAUGAUCCUAAACCCUUAGAAUGCAAUUCUAUUGCUGAAAAUAAACUCGCUAAAAAGGAGAAAGACCCAGGAAGUUUUUCUAUACCUUGUGUUUUAGGAAAUCAUGUUAUCGAUAAAGCAUUCUUGGACUUAGGAGCCAGCGUGAGCUUAAUGCCUUUAGCCGUUUGUAAUAGGUUAAACCUAGGAGAAAUGCAACCGACUAGAAUGUCCCUUCAAUUAGCCGAUAGAUACGUUAAGUAUCCAAUAGGCAUUUUAGAAGACAUCCUAGUUAGGAUUGGCCAACUCUAUGUUCCUACAGAUUUUGUUGUCAUGGACAUUAAAGAAGACGACGAAAUCCCUAUCCUUCUAGGUAGACCCUUCUUAUCAAUAGAUGGGGCUAUAAUAGAUGUCAAGAGAGGAAAAAUGAAUUUUGAGGUAGGUGAUGAAAAAGUAGAAUUUAUAUUAUCAAAAUUCUUAAAAGCACCAGCCAUAGACGACUCAUGUUAUGUCAUCGACAUCAUCGACGAACGCAUAAGAGAGUUAGACCAAGAAGACCUCGUUGAAACAAUUAAAUUACCUACGACCCCCAUAAUGGAGGACGACGAAUUUAAAGACCCUUAUAUAGAUGAUAGCCUUCACGAAUGCUUAGCACUCACCCCAAACCAUAUGCCAUGUCCUAAGAAACCAACAAUAGAGCUUAAGGAGCUACCUAAGAAUCUAAGAUACGAGUUUUUGGAUGAAGAACUAAAUCGUCCCGUCAUAGUAAGCGCCGCCUUAAAUGGUGAUGAAACAAAUCAACUCUUAGAUGUUUUAAGAAAAUAUCCCACAACUUUAGGAUAUAACAUUUCUGAUCUCAAAGGGAUAAGUCUGUUCGUGUGUAUGCCCCGGAUUAUGCUGGAGGAAGAUUCUAAAUCCUCCAGAGAAUAUCAAAGAAGGAUAAAUACUAUACUGAGUGACGUGGUAAAAAGAGAAGUGUUGAAGCUACUAGAGGAUGGAAUUAUAUACCAAAUAUCCGAUAGUAAAUGGGUAAACCCUGUACAUGUGGUACCUAAAAAGGGAGGUGUCACAGUAGUACAAAACGAAAAAGGAGAACAAGUAGCUAAACACAUAGAAAGCGGUUGGCGUAUGUGUAUUGAUUAUAGAAAACUUAAUAAAGUAACUAGUAAAGACCAUUUCCCACUCUCGUUCAUAGACCAAAUGCUUGAACGCCUAGCAAGACAUUCUUACUUUUCUAUUUAG